AUGGCAGCUGUCUCCCAGGAGUUGACUUCUCAGCCCUCGGCGGCCACAUACCCCGUCGCCCACCCACUAUGCCCUCUGACCGCGGCGGAGAUAUCCACCACCGCCGAGCUGCUGAGAUCCGUGUGGCCGUCUUCGAUCGACCUGCGCUUCAAGGUCAUCACUCUCGAUGAGCCGCCCAAGAAAUCCAUGAUCCCCUAUCUCGAAGCUGAGCACUCGGGGUUGCCUCUACCUGAAAUCCCAAGGAAGGCAUUCGUGUCUUAUUACAUCCGCAACACGAACCGCUUCCAUGAAGCAGUAGUCAACCUGUCCGCCCGGACUGUGGAGAGCAAUGUCCGCCUGGGCCCCAAUCUGCAUGGCAACGGCGACUACGACGAGAUCCUCCAGGUGGAGAAGAACGCUUUGGAGGACGAACGGGUGAAGGAAGCCAUCAAGAAGUUGAAGUUGCCCGAGGGAACGGUGGUGUGUGCCGAUCCCUGGAUCUAUGGAUCGGACGGCGUCAACGACGACGAGCGCAUGUACCAGGUUUUCUUGUACAUGCGAGACCCGAGCAACCCUUCGGAGCUCGACAGCAACCACUACGCCUUCCCGCUCCCCAUCUCGCCAGUGCUGGAAUGCACUGAAUAUAAAGUCAUCCGCGUCGACUAUCUCCCCACUGGGGCAGACAAUACCAUCCACGAGCCGAGACCGUAUCAACCCAAGCCAGCCAAUGAAUAUGUCAGCGAAUACCACGCCUUGCGCACGGAUAUGAAGCCCCUGAGAGUGAUUCAACCCGAGGGCGCCAGUUUCACCCUCACCCCCGUGGGCGAGACCGGCCAUGUGCUUCAGUGGCAGAAAUGGUCCUUCCGCGUCGGGUAUAACCAGCGUGAGGGCAUGGUUCUGUAUGACGUCCGCUAUGACUCGCGCCCGUUGUUCUACCGUCUCAGCUUGAGCGACAUGAACAUCCCCUAUGCGGACCCGCGACACCCUUUCCACAAGAAGUCCGCAUAUGAUCUGGGUGACGCCGGCGCCGGCGCCAUGGCCAAUAACCUCCAGCUUGGAUGUGAUUGCCUAGGACACAUUCAGUACCUCUCCGCGGUGAUCACGGACGACAAAGGCACACCGACGCCUCUGGACAAUUGCGUGUGCAUCCACGAGCAAGACGCCGGGAUCGGCUGGAAACACACCAACUACCGCACGGGGCGCGCCGCCGUGGUACGUCAGCGUGAACUGGUCCUGCAGAGCAUCAUCACAGUGAGCAACUACGAAUACAUCCUGGCCUUCAUGUUCAACCAGGCGGGCGAACUCAUCUACGAAGUCCGCGCCACGGGCAUCUUGUCCACCCAACCGAUCGACCACGAAUUGGAUAAAGUGGGCGUCCCCUUCGGUACCGUGGUUCACCCUGGCGUCCUGGCCGUGCAUCAUCAGCACAUUUUCUCGCUGCGUGUAGACCCCAUGAUCGAGGGACACAACAACAGACUCGUGUACGACGAGGCGCACGCGCUGCCCCUUUCAAAGGAUUGGAACCCACACGGGGUGGCGUAUGAGGUUUCUGAAACACUAGUCGAGCACUCCCAGGGCUUAGAUUUGAACCCCGACACCAACCGGGUGUUCAAGAUCCAAAACACGAGCGUGCGCAACCCGGUGAACGGCAAGCCAGUCGCGUACAAGAUCCACGCGCCGCCCUUCCAGAAGAUGCUCUCUCUGCCCAGCUCGUUCAAUUGGAAACGCGCCGAGUUCGCAGACCACAAUAUCUACGUCACCACGCAUCAGGAUCGCGAACUGUACUCGGGCGGAUGGUACACGAACCAGAGCCGUGGCGGGACUGGGGUGCGCAACUGGGCCUCGCGCAAGGACAAUGUCGUGGACACCGACAUCGUGGUGUGGAUCCAGUUCGGAAUCAACCACGUGCCACGUAUCGAAGACUUCCCCGUCAUGCCCUGCGAGAUCCUCAAGGUGAGCCUGAAGCCCGUCAACUUCUUUGACAAGAACCCGGCCCUCGACGUGCCGCCCAGCGAGCAGAGCUUCAACCGCUCUACCUUGGUCAGUGAGAUGCACCACCAGCCCACGACCGAGGCUGUGGUCGGCAAGAGCGGCGAGUGCUGCCAACCGGGUGACAACAAGAGCAAAUUGUAA
Molecule: messenger RNA, 2112 nt
Organism: Cladophialophora psammophila CBS 110553
Lineage: Eukaryota; Fungi; Ascomycota; Eurotiomycetes; Chaetothyriales; Herpotrichiellaceae
Product: primary-amine oxidase
Exons: 3
Coding region: 1-2112 (703 amino acids)
Biological process (GO): amine metabolic process
Molecular function (GO): copper ion binding; primary methylamine oxidase activity; quinone binding
Source: RefSeq, a predicted model, not a curated record